AUGCCCAAGGGAAAGAAGGCCAAAAGGAAGAAGGUGGCCCCUGCCCACGCCAUGGUGAAGAAACAGAAGGCCAAAGACAUGGUCAAUCGUUUGUUUGAGAAGAGGCCCAAGAACUUCGGCAUCGAGCAGGACAUCCGGCCCAAAAGAGAUCUCCCUCGCUUUGUCAAAUGGCCCCGCCACACCAGGCUGCAGUGGCAGAGGGCCAUCCUCUAUACACGGUUCAAAGUGCCUCCGGCCAUUAACCAGCUCACCCAGGUCCUGGACCAGCAAACAGCCACCCAGCUGCUUAAGCUUGCCUACAGGACAGGCCGGAGACAAAGCAGGAGAUGUAGAUAA
This is a messenger RNA of Acomys russatus (golden spiny mouse), 336 nucleotides long. Its product is annotated as 60S ribosomal protein L7a-like. The record is from RefSeq and is a predicted model, not a curated record. The coding region runs from base 1 to 336 and encodes 111 amino acids. The transcript has a single exon. Lineage: Eukaryota; Metazoa; Chordata; Mammalia; Rodentia; Muridae.